Theileria annulata is the source of this 726-nucleotide messenger RNA. RefSeq names its product subunit of proteaseome activator complex, putative. Gene Ontology annotation, cellular component: cytoplasm; proteasome activator complex; nucleoplasm. Gene Ontology annotation, molecular function: endopeptidase activator activity. The record is from RefSeq and is a predicted model, not a curated record. Gene Ontology annotation, biological process: positive regulation of endopeptidase activity; regulation of proteasomal protein catabolic process; regulation of G1/S transition of mitotic cell cycle. NCBI's taxonomy places the organism in Eukaryota, Apicomplexa, Aconoidasida, Piroplasmida, Theileriidae. Bases 1 to 726 code for a protein of 241 amino acids. The transcript has 6 exons.
AUGGAAAAAAAGCUGAAUGGGAUAUCAGUGGACAAAAUAGAUCCAUUUGACCCAGAGGUAAAGGAUAAGUAUCAGUUGUUCAAGGAAGAAAUCACCCGAUCCGCGUUAUAUUCGUUACGCGAGAGGAUUCCUAAGAAAAUUCUGUAUUUUAACUCACUAGUGGCUCAAAACUCCAAAAAUGGAUGCACUUUCAGCUCCGUUGACCUUGAUCAGGAAUCAUACAGAUGUCUGGUAAACCAUGAUGUCGAUUCCAAAAGGGCCAAAAGGACCCAUGAUCAAACCGGAGACGUCUUUCUACCAUCACAUAAACAAAUCUUCGCAGAACUCGAAAAAAUAAAGCUCGAAGCUUCUGAAUUAAUUGAAAUUAUAAGUAAUAUAAAGCUGUGGAUCCAGUUGAACGUCCCAAGAAUCGAGGACGGGAACAACUUUGGAGUUGGAAUUCAGGAGGAAGUAAUACAGGAACUUACAAGAGUUGAAGAUACGGCAUUCAACUUAUACGACGCCAUAGUCAAAUAUUAUAUGGCAAGGGCCAAACUGUCUACUAAAGUCAUAAAAUACCCACACGUGGAUGACUACGGAGAGGCAAUAAGAGAAUUGGACGAGAAGGAAUGGAUCCAUAUAAAAAUUACCAGGGUUGAUAUGAGAAAUAAUUAUAGCAUGUUAUAUGAUUUACUUUGCAAGGUAUUCUACCAUAUCCAUACACAUUAUAUAUACCCUAGUAAAUAG